Phanerochaete carnosa HHB-10118-sp is the source of this 847-nucleotide messenger RNA. RefSeq lists its product as uncharacterized. The record is from RefSeq and is a predicted model, not a curated record. NCBI's taxonomy places the organism in Eukaryota, Fungi, Basidiomycota, Agaricomycetes, Polyporales, Phanerochaetaceae. The coding region runs from base 356 to 517 and encodes 53 amino acids. The transcript has a single exon.
CGUCGACUACAGGCUCACAGAAACUACUACACCUUAGAGAAGCCUAGGACUCAGAAGGCAUUGUGACACAAUUUGGGCACUUCCAUUGUGGCGACAUCGCCAGUGUCAUUGGAGCCUCGGGACACACCAAGCAGGGCGAGCUCCCGGUCAUCCACUCAGAGAUGAUUUUCCUUUCCCCGAAUCUCCAUCAGCUGCCGUCAGGCCGUUUCGACCUCAAAGACCAGAAUCCCGCCUGAACCUCGCCCUCGGCCGGGGCACCGUGACAAGGCGCAUUUUCAUCUGCCGGAGCCGGAUUGCCGACUACCUCCGCCGGUUCUUCAACACCCCCGGCUUUCCAGAGGUCGACACGCCGAUGAUGAGCACGACUGCUGGCGGGUCGAUUGCGGAGCCGUUCGUGACGCGCUACAAUGACCUCGACUUCGACCUGUACCAUUAUUAUUGCUCUCCGGGCUCUAUCUCAAACAACGCUGCGGCGGCGGCCGAUCUCGACCGGGUGUACGAGAUUGAAAGUGUGUGAGGAACGAGGGCAUUGCCCUGGCGCACAACUCCGAGUUCUUGAUGUGCGAGUUUUACCUUGGUAUGAGUGCGACAUCUGCGACAUCAUCGAGAGCCUCGUCAAGGGGCUUAUGGAGUGCCUAACAGGCGAUGAUGUUCCGCCCCGAGGGCAGGGAUAACGAGAAGAUGUACGAGCUGGAGACUUGAAGCGGUCGUGGCAGUGGUACGACAUGAUCUCGACAGUGGAAGAGAAGCUCGGGGUGAAGAUUCCGGCGGGGAGGCACAACACGCGGAAGAAGCAAACAAGUUCCUGCGCGAGAUGUGCAAGAAGGUCUGUUAUGUUUUUCUCACC